UUCUUAAACGAUGCAUGACUGUUACUGAUGUUAAUGAAAAAAAAAAACUUUUAAAAAACAUUUUGGACGAAGAAGACCCUAUUGAACUAAUUCCGCAUGUAAGUAUUUAUAUAAUAAUAUUUAAAAUAAUGUUCAAAUCUAAAAUUGUACCGACAUUGAAUUCCUUUAAAAAAAAUAAAAAUAAAAAUUUAUAUACAUAUAUUUAUACUUAUGAAUGAAACAUUUAUGUAACACUAUAAUAUAUUUAUUUUGUUUCUUUCCUAAAAAAUAUGUAUACUUUCAUUGUCGUAUUAAGUGCGUAAUCAGCAAAAAAAUUAAAUUAGUGAUGAAACUCUAUCAAAAUAUUUAAAACACUGUAUUUUUAAACAAAGCCAUCAAUAGCUCAACUCGCUACAUCAAGUAGAAACAAUACACUACCAUCCUUCGCAAGCUUUUUUCCACUAAUGCUAAAGAAAGUGAUCUACUCCAAAGACAGUCUAGAUCUUAAGCCAUAAAAAAAAUAUACAUUGACAAGCUAGAAAAAGAGCGCUCAAUAAAUAAUGUUAUGUUUUCAAUGUUUUUAUUUCAAACAAGUAACAUAAAAGUGUUCCGGACGCAAGCAGAAAGUCAACACCAGAUUGAGAACUUGUAUUUAUGUAUAUAUAUAUGUUUAUGUUACUUGUUUGAAAUAAAAUCAUUGAAAACUUAACAAAAUGGUGGCCGCUAUGGGGUAGCCGUAUAAGUAGCCGUAUUACCUGUUGCUGUUCCAUAUACUCUGACGUAACAUUGAUGUACCCCGUUAAAUAAUCGAAUAUGGACUUCUGUUUGUCCCAUUGCGAACGGAUUUUUCUUUAAGAUGUUGUCCCUGUGCUUGAUGAGCAGGUGAGGGAACUAGAGUAUCAAUAAGUGUGCGUAUUUGCAGAUUGUUCAGCAGUUGGCUAUAUGAUAAUCCACUGGCCAAUGGUGUCCUACGAUACUGAUGAAGAAAGUCUUGUAGAGAUUCCUUUAAAGGUAAUGUGGAUUUCUUCAGUGAACUCUUGAAACUUUGAAUCAGUCGUUCGGCAGCUCCAUUUGUAGCAGGAUGAUAGGGAGCGCCUGCGAGAUGUACAAUACCCCUCUCCUUACACCAAUGCUGAAAUUCUUCUGAGAUGAAGCUAGUAGCAUUGUCACUGACUAUGAUGUGUGGAUAGCCGAAAUGAGAAAAAUCUUCCUCCAGAAGAUCAAUGGUAGCUUUGGUCGAUAUAGAUGUUGUCCUGUGGAUACAGGGGUACUUUAAAUAAGCAUCUAUCACCACCGGCCAAUGUGAUCCCUUAAAGUUAAUGGCAUGAUCGAUAUGCACUCGACUCCAUGGUUUUUCUGGCAGCAUCCAUGGGUUGAUACUUGCAUUGUUUGGGUCUCUGGCGUGUUCUGCACAUGCCUGGCAUGUUUGACCUAUCUCCAUGAUUUGAGUAUCAAGUCCGGGCCAAUAUACAGAUGAUCUUGCUAACUGUUUCAUCCGCUCGAUUCCAAAAUGUCCUGUAUGCAGGAUUUGAAGAACUUGAGCUUUUAGUAUUUUUGGUACAACAAUUCCUGAAACAUAAAAUAGACAAUUCGACUCCACUGAGAGUGAGUCUUGAAUAUUUUUAAAAGCUGCUAUAUUAGCUGUAUCCUUGUUUUCUUUGUUUGUAGAGGACGGCCAGCCCUCUUGACAAUAUCUCAUUACUGUAGACACAGUAGAUUCUUUAAGUGACUCUUUAGCAAGGACUCCUGGGUCUGUUGGUCUGAUCUGUAAACUGAUUUGUUUGAUCAUACUUACAGAAUCCAUGUCUGCUUCAAUUUCUUCACCAUCAAAAAUGUCAUCAGGUCCUGAGGGGAGACGACUAAGAGCAUCCGAAUUGCCAUGUUCAGUUGACUUACAAAAUUCAAUGAUGUAGUCAUACUGACUCAGGGUAAGAGCCCAUCUGGCUCAACGAUUUGCUGCCAGCUCUUGUGUUCCUUUUCCUGAACCAAAUAUAUUUAUCAGUGGUUUAUGGUCUGUCACCAACACAAAAUUUCUUCCAUACAGAUAUUGAUGGAACUUUGAUAGAGCACAAAUAAUUGAGAGUGCUUCCUUUUGAAUCUGACUAUGCUUGCGUUGUGCUGCUGUGAGAGUUUUUGAAAUGUUAGCAAUAGGGCGUUCACUACCAUCAGGAUAUCUGUGGAACAGAUCUUUUCCUAUGUCAACAUUAGAGGCGUCACAGGAUAUGCCUAUGUCUAGAGUUGGAUCAUAGUGAGCUAGAACUUUAUCAGAAGAAAGCAAUUGCUUGACUUUCCUAAAAGCUUCUUGUUCUGUAUUCCAUUUUCAUGAUGCGUUCUUUUUGGUUAAAUAAUACAAUGGUUCAAGUACAGUUGAUAGGUCCGGUAAGAACUUGCUGUAAAACUGCACUUGACCAAGAAAUGAUCGUAGACUGGAAAUAUCUGUGGGUACUGGCAUGGAUAUAACUGCCUCUACUUUGGCUCCUUUUGAUAUGCCAUUGCUUGAUAAUGUAUGCCCUAAAUAUUCAAUUGAUUGCUGAGCAAAAAUGCAUUUUUCCUUCCUGCACUUUAAUCCAUUUUCAUUCAGUCUAUGUAAAACCUGCGAAGGUUCAUUACAUGGUCUUCCCCAUCCUUUCCACUCACUAGAAUGUCGUCCAUGUACACUGCUACUCCAGGCAAAUCUUGUGUAAGUUUGUCCAUGAUUUCUUGGAAAUACGCAGGUGCUGAGGUAAUAUCGAAUGGUAACCUUGUUUGCAGCAAUACACCUCUAUGUGUGCUUAUUGCCAAUUUCUCUUUCGGAUUCUUUAGCCUGCUUGAUCUGAUUAUAAGCAUCAGCUAGAUCUUUUUUGAGAAAUAAUGUCCCCCCUGCUAACUUCCUCAUGAGGUCUUCUAGUAAUGACAUUUGGUACCUUGGUGUUUCUAACUGUUGAUUUACAGUUUUUCCAUAGUCCCCACAGACCCUAAUUUGUGACUUUUUUCUUGAGAUAGACUUCUUUCUCACUGGAACUACAGGAGUGCCCCAUUGAUUGAAUUGUACUGGGAGCCAUGCUCCUGAAGAUAUUCCAGCUUCAUAAGCCUCUGCUAGCUCUGCCUUUACUGCAAAUGGAACAUUUCUAGGUUUCACAUAAAUUGGUUGUGCAUUUGGCUUGAACUUAAUUUCUAGCUCCACAUCCUUCAAUAGCCCCAGACCAGGUUCAAACAGCUUCAGGAAUUCCUUACAGAUUUGUUCACAAGCUUGACUCAAUGAGUUUUGAUUAGCAAUGUGAUUUGUACUUGUUUGAAACAGUGCGUCUAUUGAAAUCUUGAGGUUCUUUAUUGCCGUUCUUCCCAACAAAUUUAAGUUGUGGUUGUUCAUUACUACAAAUGACAAAUUUGUAGUUAUUUCCCCAGCUUCAGCCUUUAUCUGCACACUUCCCAAAACAUUAAGUAGGUUACCAGACGCCGACUCGUACUUGACCGAUACUGGGCUCAAUGUGGGUUGUCCCAGCUUUCGCCAAACAGAUUCAGACAUAAAAUUUUCUCCGGCUCCAGUGUCAAUUUUAAAUUCUAACCUCUUUCCUUCUAAAAUUAUUUCUUGAAUAAUGGGCGGGAUACAUUUUAUUUGGUUUUGCCUUCGUAUUCUUUUUAGAUGAAUCAGUUUCUGUUUUGGAGAAUUCUCUUUCUUAUUUAGACAAAAUCUUUCUAGAUGUCCUCUCUUGUGGCAAAAGCGGCAGAACACGUCUUUGCACCUGCAGACAUUUCCUUUAUGGCCUUUUACUCCACACCUGACACAAGUUCCACUUGGGAAAUCCUGUCUGAUCCUAGCUGCCAAUUCUUGAUUGUUUCUUCCGAUUUUCUACUAGAAUCAUCCCAAAAUUUUGAUUACAAAUUUGGUGGGGUAAAAUUGAUCCAUCAUUAUUCUAUAUAUUUCUUCCAUGUUUAAGUCAUUUAAAUUUUGUGGUGGUUCUUUUUAGUUGUCACGAUGGUUGCCAACAUUUGAUGCAGCUCUGGCAUCUGGCUUGUUAAACAAAUGUGUGCCUGCCUUUCCUUUGGCCCAUUAUUUGCCAACAUUUGAUGCAGCUCUGGCAUCUGGCUUGUUAAACAAAUGUGUGCCUGCCUUUCCUUUGGCCCAUUAUUUGCCAACAUUUGAUGCAGCUCUGGCAUCUGGCUUGUUAAACAAAUGUGUACCUGCCUUUCCUUUGGCCCAUUAUUUGCGAACAUUUGAUGCAGCUCUGGCGUCUGGCUUGUUAAACAAAUGUGUGCCUGCCUUUCCUUUGGCCCAUUAUUUGCCAACAUUUGAUGCAGCUCUGGCGUCUGGCUUGUUAAAAAAUGUGUGCCUGCCUUUCCUUUGGACCAUUAUAUGCCAACAUUUGAUGCAGCUCUGGCAUCUGGCUUGUUAAAAAAUUUGUGCCUGCCUUUUCUUUGGCACAUAUUUGCCAACAUUUGAUGCAGCUCUGGCAUCUGGCUUGUUAAACAAAUGUGUGCCUGCCUUUCCUUUGGCCCAUUAUUUGCCAACAUUUGAUGCAGCUCUGGCAUCUGGCUUGUUAAAAAAUGUGUGCCUGCCUUUCCUUUGGCCCAUUUUUUGCCAACCUUUGAUGCAGCUCUGGCAUCUGGGUUGUUAAAAAAAUGUGUGCCUGCCUUUCCUUUUGGCCAUUAUUUGCCAACAUUUCAUGCAGCUCUGGCAUCUGGCUUCUUAAAAAAUGUGUGCCUGCCUUUCCUUUGGCCCAUUAUUUGCCAACAUUUGAUGCAGCUCUGGCAUCUGGCUUGUUAAAAACUGUGUGCCUGCCUUUCCUUUGGACCAUUAUAUGCCAACAUUUGAUGCAGCUCUGGCGUCUGGCUUGUUAAAAAAUGUGUGCCUGCCUUUCCUUUGGCACAUAUUUGCCAACAUUUGAUGCAGCUCUGGCAUCUGGCUUGUUAAAAAAUGUGUGCCUGCCUUUCCUUUGGCCCAUUAUUUGCCAACAUUUGAUGCAGCUCUGGCGUCUGGCUUGUUAAAAAAAAUGUGUGCCUGCCUUUCCUUUGGCCCAUUAUUUGCCAAAAUUUGAUGCAGCUCUGGCAUCUGGCUUGUUAAAAAAUGUGUGCCUGCCUUUCGUUUGGCCCAUUAUUUGCCAACAUUUGAUGCAGCUCUGGCAUCUGGCUUGUUAAAAAUGUGUGCCUGCCUUUCCUUUGGGACAUAUUUGCCAACAUUUGAUGCAGCUCUGGCAUCUGGCUUGUCAAACAAAUGUGUGCCUGCCUUUCCUUUGGCCCAUUAUUUGCCAACAUUUGAUGCAGCUCUGGCGUCUGGCUUGUUAAACAAAUGUGUGCCUGCCUUUCCUUUGGCCCAUUAUUUGCCAAAAUUUGAUGCAGCUCUGGCGUCUGGCUUGUUAAAAAAUGUGUGCCUGCCUUUUCUUUGGCACAUAUUUGCCAACAUUUGAUGCAGCUCUGGCAUCUGGCUUGUUAAACAAAUGUGUGCCUGCCUUUCCUUUGGCCCAUUAUUUGCCAACAUUUGAUGCAGCUCUGGCAUCUGGCUUGUUAAAAAAUGUGUGCCUGCCUUUCCUUUUGCCCAUUAUUUGCCAACAUUUGUUGCAGCCCUGGCGUCUGGCUUGUUAAACAAAUGUGUGCCUGCCUUUCCUUUGGCCCAUUAUUUGCCAACAUUUGAUGCAGCUCUGGCAUCUGGCUUGUUAAAAAAUGUGUGCCUGCCUUUCCUUUGGCCCAUUAUUUGCCAACAUUUGAUGCAGCUCUGGCGUCUGGCUUGUUAAAAAAAUUGUGCCUGCCUUUCCUUUGGCACAUCAUUUGCCAACACGAAGGUCACGUAUCUAGCAUAGUAGUCUGUGAACGUUGCCUCGUUAUUUAUUUAAAUGUGUAAACUUCAUAUUAGUAGCCGUAUUACCUUUUGCUAGUUUCAAAAGUAGCUCGUUCUGCUGUAUGAGCUUCUGGAUAAUGUCAGCUUGGGUCAGAUUUGACUCCAUUAAUAAUAAUAAUAAUAAUAAAGUUCAUUUCAAAAACACUCUUCUUCCCCAAAGGCUCGAAGCACGGUACAAAGUCAACAAAAAACAAAUCUAUACUUUACCACAUUUAAAACAAACGCAACACUGCAGAAACUAAUUACAAAUACAUUGUGUAUUUCCUCCUCCGUCCUGUGAACUCACUCGUGAGUAUCCAACUAUCACUGGGUUGUACUGAGUUGUCCUGAGUUUUGUAUUUAGUUAAUACUUCCCAUCAUACUGUGUUGUUGAUGCUGGUCGAUACCACACUGUUAUGUUUAUACUGGCUAUCAUUUUGGUAUGUUUUCAAUGUUUUUAUUUCAAACAAGUAACAUAAGCAUAUAUACAUAAAUACAAGUUCUCAAUCGGGUGUUGACUUUCUGCUUGCGUUCGGAACACGGUUCAUAAACACACACACUUUAUCUAGGCUCUCUGCGCAUGCUCGCUGUUUCCUUGGCUGGCUAUCGGUACGGUCCAGUCCGCUAGUCCACCAUAACAAAUACUAUGUCUCUUAACAUAAGACAUGCACAUUAAAUAACAACAUCCGGGGCGCAAAAUCAUUAAUGUGUCCCCAACGCUAAAAAAUGUAAACACAUGUAUUAAAACAUAACGUAUUCUAAGCUUAAAUUGCUAUGAGGAAAUUGUAUUCAAGUAUUUUUUUUCCUAGUUGCAAACGUUCAGUGAUAGAGGGAUUUCCAUAAUAUUAGAGCAACUAUUGAAAAUAGAAGAAAAAUAUUAUUUAUACAAGAUCAUAAAACAAGGAGUCAAAUUGGACAAGAUCGUCAAAGUAAUCGAGGAAAUUGUACGUAUAAUAAAUCCAAACUAUUUAAAUAUCAAUUUUUUUAUUUUUUUUUUAUUUUUCUUACACAUAUUUAGAACUUUUCUUUUUUUUUUUCAUUUUAUUGCAACAAAAAUUAAACUUUACUUAAUAAUAGUAUAUAUUAAUGUUAUCCCAGUCUUUCCGACCUGAAAAAAUCACCUUAAAAUGUUAACAUGAUAACAAAUAUAGUUAAGAUAAUUUAUAAAAACUUUAAGGAAUGUUAAUGGAGAAAUUAUUAUUUAUUAAAAAUCUUUUACACAAAAAAUAGUUAUAGUUAAAAUUUUCGUUUCUUUUUUAAAUGAUCAUCAUUUUAAAUUAGUUCAAUAUGAUUAAAUUUAAAAAAAUAAUUUCUGAUCUUUUUAAACGUUAAUUUUCUUUUUUAAUACAAAAACAACAUAUAAGUAUAUGUUUUUAAAUAGACCAAUGUAACUAUCUGUAUACAAACAUUAUAUUUAACUUACUUUUAAUAUUUACAGGGAGAAAAUGGAUUUUAUUACGAAAAUCUUAAAUGUAAGUAAACAAAUUUAAUUUUAAAAUGUCCUAAUAAUUAUAUAUAUAUAUUAAUAAUCUUGGCUAGCAACAAGAUGGCUGCCUUACAAAGUUACAAAUGUAUAUGAUAAUUACAUAAAUUAUAUUUCGGGGAUUUAAUAUUUGUCUUGAGAUAAAGAUGGGUACACUCCUUGCAGGCAUGUAUAGUAUCGUGAUCCUAAUUAAAUUGUAAUUUUAUGGGUGUUUGCCUGUUCUUACGAGGUUGGCCAUCUUUGUUGUAAUCAUAAUCAUCGCUCAUUUAAGCUAAUGGUACUAUUGGUGACACAAUCCGGCAUCAGGGAGGAAAUCGACCUGUGCUGAUAUACUCCAGCAAACAACUAUUGUCAAUGAAUGCCCAGAGUAUACACAUGACGGUUGACCUUGUGUAUCAACUGAAAGAACUUUUCAUUGGUCGAGGCCUGCCUCGGAAGCGUACCCAUCGUGGUGGUUAACUGAAAAUUUAAGCACAAUGCAAGACGAAGCGCCUUUAUCGCGCUGGAUGUUGUAAACAGAGUCCUUUGAAAUAGCACCAUUGCAACAGCCACGUCAAUAUUAUUGCUUGAGGAGAUCGUCACUUAAAGCCAUUUAACGAAGCUUUCGGUAACGAGGUGGACGACGGAAAUCAGCCACCUAACGUGUCAUACGUAUCGACCAUUCCCUACGUGUGAACACUGAAAUAACGACCGGCGGCUCAUGAUUUCACACAACCUCGACGGGGCUUAACAAGAUCAAAUCUAGUUGUUGUUUACUGCUAUCCUGUUGUGACGCUGUAAUCACAUUAUUUCGGAGUGCUGUUUUUCAACUCCAAUUAAUGCAGAACAAGACAAUUGAAGUGUGUGAUCAAUUUUUGGAGAGCAGGGCCAAGUGUUUAUUCAUUACAGAGAUGUGGUUUAAAAUGUCGAUGACGAGAUUAAGCUACUAAAAAGUAUACCGCCAGAUGACGUCCUUCACACUUGCCUAAUGAAGUCGCGAAGGUAUUGCAGUCAUUUAAACGAGAUAUUUCAAGAAUAUUGUGGCGUUCUCAAAAUCAGACGAGUUUGUUUAAUUUGAGAUGUAAAAGAUGCAACUUAAUUAAGGUAACCAAGAAAUGACGUUUCUGUUCAUAUACAGGAAACCACCUAAUACGCAAAUUAGGUUGAAGGUCUAUCAUUUUACUGCAUACUUUCUACAUAUCAUGGACAUUUACGCUUCCACCAACAACAACUUUAUCAUAAUCGGCGACACAAACUGGCAUUAAGAUUCAACCAUCUAAAGCUAUGUGAAGACACUAAAAUCAGUUCUUGACACAUACGGAAUGACUUAAAUUAUCAGUGUCCUAACGCAUAAGCGGAGUCAUAUCCUAGAUUGGCUAGUUGUCAGAGAGGACUGUUUAGCUAUGAUCCGCAAAUUCAUUAUUGAGGACAAACAGAUCUCUUAUAAUUUCCGAAUUACCUUUGACUUUGAAUUUAAGAAGCCAUUGUGCCUUCUUUGCACGUUGCUGCCCUCACGUGCAGUGAAGAACACCCUGUGACAGAUUACAACAGUGGCCUCAGAGUCAUUUUAGACAAACAUGCACCACUGUCCACACAGUUUGUCACAGACAUCCCUUCCGACCCAUAGCUCACCCCCUAAAUAAUGGAUGCGAAGCAGAAGCAGCGACGGGCAAAAUGCCAAUGGCGGAAGUCGGGCUUGACCGUGCACUAAAAUAUCUUCGUUUAUUACAAGGAACGAAAUGAAAGGUCCUUGCAGCUAGGACGCAAUAUGUCAGUCACCAUAUUGUAUAUUGUAGCACACAUAGGGACUUGUUUGGUAGUGUGAGUAAGCUGACAGUUAAACAGAAGACGAAAUGAUGCCAUAUAAGUAGUAGAUAAGGUUCAAAUCAGGGCGCAAAUUGGAGGAUGUUGGAGGAGGUCCUUCGCCAAAGGGCAACAUUUCGAUAAUUAAUUAUUAAUUUUUUGUUAUACAAUUUAGCACCCUUUGAUUUCCGUUGUUGUACAAGGAUAUUACUAGUAAUUAUUUUGAUUAAUUUGAUUAAUAUAAAUUGUUGUGCAUGCAUAUUUUAGUUAAAUACAACCUCAAAGACAACAUUGUACAGAUUUUUCAUGUGUUGUUUUAAGACGGUUUUUUAUCGUAUAACUUUAUUUUUAGUUGGUUCUCAAUUUUCUAUUGACUGGUUGUCAUUUUAAAAAAAAAAUAUAUAUUUUUUAUAAUUAGUAUUUUCAUUGUGUAAUUUGAUUAUUUUGGUGUUAUUGGACAAUGAUUUACAUUAUAUCAUUUAUUGUGAGUAGUUCUCAAAGUAUGAUGGUAAAUUUUGUGUAUUUUCUAAUGAGGGGUUUAAAUUACGUAAUUUUUCAAAUGAGUGGUUCUAAAAGUGUUUUGAUUGUAAUUAUUAAAUAAUUUUGUAUGAGUGGUUCUCAAUUUUCUAUUGAGUUGUUCUCAAUUUUCUAAUGAGUUGUUCUCAAAGUGUUUUGGGUAUAUUAUAUAUAAUAUUUAUAUAUAUAUUUUAAUAAGAUUUCUUGUAUCUUUUAAGUGAUUCUCAAAGUAUGUGGGCCUGUGGUGAUCUGACAUAUAAUAUAUUAGUGUGGAGAUGAGAUCUCCUCUUGGCAAUCUCUCUAUGGAUUCGUUACUUAAGCCAAAUUACCACACAGACUUAAUAACCUAUCUAUAUACAUAUAGUAUAGACUGAAACGAAGUCUUUGGUAAAGGAGAAAUAACUAUGAGUAUUAAUUGAAUUAUAAUAUUUACAAAAGUCAUCCUUUAUACAAUCUUGUCGCUUAACAUAUAUACAUCAAAUGCAUUUCAUCCAAUUAGAAAUGUAUUGCCAGGCAAAGCUAGUGUCCCUAACCUACAAGCGGAUUCAUCAUUAUAUUUUCUAAACGUGUUCAAGUUUUGUGCUUUAUCAUGUUGGACUUGGCCUUUAUAGUAUUAGUGAUGAUCUCGGUGGAUCACACAUUUUGGGAGUCCUUUUGUUCCAGAAGUGGCUUUCUCUCCGGCCUUUGGAGCUGUUCUAGCGUAGCGAAGUCGGAUAUCCCUUUCGUAGAUUCCGUGGGAUAUCUGCGAUGGGGAAGAUGCUUUCCAGCAAUAAAUUGUGGAAGUGAGAGUCCCUGGAUCUUGAAGUCCAUCUAGUAGUUGUCAGGUAGUAGGGUGUAGAUCAAUCCCCAAGAUCUAGCUUCAAAGUAAGUAGGUUCAGUAAUAGAAACCAGGCUAAAGGCAAAUGAUACAAAAAUGGAUAAGUAUCCAAGCGAAUUGCCAUAAGCUUAUAAAUCCCGUUCCACUGGCAACCAAUGCAAAUCGAUGUAUGGAAUGUGACAUAGCUCGUGCAUAUACAUCCAAUUUGUGGAUGAAUUUAUAAGUCUGAUCAUUGUCGGCGUAAGCAGAUUUUGCUUCGCGACAAAGUUGGACCAAAUAAAUAUUUUAAUUAAUAAAGUAUGGGACAUGGUAGCAUUAACAAUCAACAAAAUUAAAGGUAUAUAAUAUUUAAAUUGUCUUCUUGUAAAAAAAAAAAAGACAUGGGCGCUUUUAGAACAACAUCCUACCAUCCCCAUGAUGAGAUGGCGGCGUGUUGUAGUACGCGGCAAAAGCAAUAAUAUAAUUCAUAACAUCAAUAUAAAUGAAUAUAGACAAUAGUAGAAUAAGAUCAAACACGAACGAAUAAUUACGACAUAGACAUAUGAACAAUAUAUGUGCAAGAACAUACUAUCAAAAUCAUGGUUGAGUACUUAAUAGUACUCUAGGCAGCAGUCGCAGUUAAGUAUCACGCUAGUGAAGUACUUAGUCUAGUGACUUCCAGCGUCCACAAUCAAGUUAUCAGAUCAUAAAAGACAUUUUGUUUCUUGUUCAGGCUAUUUAUUCGAAUUGGGUGAUGAUUCGGUGAUGAUUCAAAUGGGUGGUUUAAAUGUUGUAUGCUUUCCCAUCCAAUGACAAUAAAUUUUGAUGUUUCGGGUUUCACCUUCUACCCUCAAAGUUUAUCGGGGUUGGGUGAAAAUCCAGAUUCACGCUUCAGCCUGGGUUUUCUGAUGCAUUAGUGCAAUAACAACAAGGGACGAUACUGCAAUUUGCUGUCUCCAGGGCAAAACUUAGGGAGAGGGGGGGGGAAAUGGUAUUAUUUUCUCAAGGUUCAUCGGUGAGAGUGGUUGAACACUAAUUGCACGCAUUGGGGGUGAGAGACUUUUUGUAGAAAUGCGAGAACACUAAGGGGAGUAAAUCGGGCUUGAUACUGCGGGGCAAAACGUGGGGAGGGAAUGGUAUUAUAUUAGAUGGGUUUUCAAGGGCGUUGUUGAGGGGGAAGAAAUUUUACAAAGUACAGCCUAAGUUCGUCACAUGGUCCAUUUGGUUGCAAUUUUUAUUUUUUCUUGUAUACUAAUUAGUUUUUUUAUUUAUUUAACGUGAUUUUCAAAGGGUUGGUGGAUCGAUUUUCUAAGAAGUGGUUCUCAUUAUGUUUGAAUCAUAACGAGUUUUCUUCUUGUUAUGGAAUCUUUUUUUUAACAAAUAAGAUUAUUGAAUUUUAUUGUUGAGUAAUAAAAUAUUUCUGAUUUUAAGGCGUUCUCAAAGUAUGGCGGGUAUUUUUUUGAGUGUAUUUUUAUUUUUUUCUUGUAUUUUAAUUAGUUUUCUUAUUUAUUUUAAGUGGUUAUCACUAUGUCAGGGUCGAUUCUCUAAAAAAAAAAACAUUUCCCUUGUAUAUGGGUCGGUAGUCAUAACAGAUGUUUUAAGCUUCUUCUUGUCAAUUUUAAGGAUCGAGUAGGGUCCUAAUUAAAGUUAUUGUAGUGUGUUUUUUAAAUUUUUAGGCUGGUUGGGUUGUACUUUAAAUUAGUUUUCUUAAUAAUACGAGAACCAUUGCCUACGAUUUUCCCGUACCUUAAGUGCGGACAUUGACUAACAUACCAUAAUAUCUGACCGCGGUUGUGUGAGUAAUAUUAUCUAUUAAACAAGGCCUCGGGCGGGAUGCGCGAAACGUACAAUGGAAUGUACGCAUUAAAACGCAUUACCUGGUCUGGUCAUUGAGUAAACGGGGUGAAUAUGGCGUGGGAAAAAACACUCCGACGGUAUGGGUGGGGUUGGAAUGUGAGCACGAAUGGGAGUGGUACGAAGAGUUUAUUUUGAACGGAUUUUCCCUUGCUUAGGAAAUAAUUUGAACAGAUUUUCAAAAUCGCUAUUAUUAGUCAUAAGGAGGAUCUUAUCGAGUGAUUCUCAAUUUUCUAUUGAGUGGUUCUCAGAUUUCUAUCGAGUGGUUCUCAAAGUGUUUUGAUUGUAUUUUUUAUUUACGGAUUUUCAAAGUCACUAUUAUUAGUCAUAAAGAGGAUCUUAUCGGUGAUUCUCAAUUUUCUUUUGAGUGGUUCUCAAUUUUCUAUUGAGAGGUUCUCAAAGUUUUUCGGGUAUAUUUUUUCUUAUUCUUCUAAUUAGUUUUCUUUUAUCUUUUAAGUGGUCCUCAUAGUAUGUGUUGGUUGUUUUUCGACCAGGAGGUUCUCAAAGUGUUUUGAUUUUAUUUUUCUCAUUUUUUAAAUUAGUUUUUUUUUAUAUUUUUAGUGGUUUUAAUUAUGCAAUUUUCAUUUUUUUUACUACUCAACGUUAAAAGUCAACCCAACCUAAGUACAAAUAAGGUGCAGAGAACCCAUGCCCAUAGGGACACAAGUCCAUGUCUAGGGUUAGUUGUCAUGACCGGCUUAUUACUAAAAGAAUGGUUCUCAAAGUGUUUUGGGAUAUAUUUUUUAUAUUUUUCUAUAUUUUUUAUUAGUUUUCUUGUAUAUUUUAAUUAUUUUAGUGGUCUUAAUUAUGUAAUUUUCUAUUAUUUACUAAGCAUCUUUAAAAGACAACCAAACAUAAAAACAAAUAGGGCGCAGAGAACCCAUGCCCAUAGGGGAACAUGCCCAUAGCUAGGGUUAAGCGGGCAUGAUCGAAUUAAAUCCAAAAGAUAGUGAUAAGAACACUCCCCCUAUUCCCUGUUAGCACAUCUACCAUAGCAUAACAACCCCCCCCCACCCCCAUUACUGGACAGGUCUAACUUUAAUGUUUACAGACAAGGAGUGGAGAGGAAAAAAGUUUAAGAGCUAAGUAGUCUUAACAAAGACCCACCAAGUGUCUGAACAUAUAUUUCCCACAGCUAUUCAUCCUACCACGGAGUCUGUAAACAAAGCAUUGCAACAACAAAUUAAAAAAAAUAGGGUUGUGUUUUUUUAUACUGACAGUAGUACCUCUUGGGUCUUCCACAGUAGACCUCUUUUCAUAAAAAUCACUAGGCAUUCCAAUCAAUCUCACCGAUAGCCCCGUUAAACGUUAAAAAUGGACGGAUUUGACCCUACACUUAUUUUUCACAUCAGGUCAUCCCUCCACCCGUCAUGAGUCAUGAGACUAUGGGUAGACACCUGCACGUGCGGGGCAUGUCUGUAAGCAUGUGUUUUAGCCCAAGGGCUCUUAUGUGUUUGACUGAAAGAAUGAGUGAUGUUACUAUAGCAGGAGUCUAUGCAUUAACAUGUCGGUCUUUUAGAAAGAAUUUAAACCCAUUUGUUUAGAUACAAAUUUCUCGAGGGUCUGAGGGUAGACACAUCCAUUACACGUACAGGAAGGGGAGGGGGGUUGUAUCCAACAUAAUUUGUAUUUAACAAAAAACAACAUAUAAAAAAUAACAGGUGUUAUACAUUUUAAUUGUUUUAUUGACAUUAUUUUUACAAAUUUAGCUUUUUAAAAAUUAAAUGAGGACCCUUGUGUUUUUACAAACUUACGUUUGUCCAGGGGCUGGCGUUAUCUUGAGGCGACUACCAUGGACAGGGCGAUAAAUCCUACAAAUCCAAUAGCAGUAUAUCAAACACCUCUCCAUAGCUUUUCAUCCAGGUCUCCUUGGGCUGGAAAAAACUCAACUAAUCCAUCCUGAAAUUUAAGAAUAAUACAUAUAGUUAAAGUAUAAUCUAUGUUUUUUCUUUGUGUCCAACGAUAACGUAUAAUUUCCUGACUGAAAGCCUUGCCUAUAGGGCGCCAAGAAUAAUACUAUUUUUUAUUAACUAUGCUAUAGUAUUUAGGUCUACUUAAACAAUUAAAAAAAAAUCCUCCAUUGUUGAGAAUCCAUUUUCCAAGUUUGUUAGCAACAUAUUUUCCAACAAAUAAGGCACGCUUCUUUUGGUAAGGUAUGGACCUCGAAGAAUAUGAAUCAUUUAUUUUAGAUGCUUGUUCAUUUUUAUUAUUCUCAAUUUUCUUAGCAUGUCUUGCAGCUAAGGCGUAAACAGCAUUAAUCUUUCCCCAGUUUACUUGUCCAUCAUCAAAGAUUUCAUCAGCAACAAUAACAAAAGUUGGAAAUGCAUUGGUUUCAACUGGUUUUAGUCUGUUGACAAUUUCUUUAAAAACUAAAUCAUGUCGAUCUGACAGCUCUUGAACAAUACGUCGCAAGGUGGUACAACAUGUAUCUGGAGGUUUUUUAGGAUUCACUUGAUCGAAAUUAAUAAGUACAUCUACUGCCAUAGACUCUUCCGCACGACAAAUUUAAUCCAAUGGGGAGUUGGAAAAUGUCAGGGUACUAUCUUCCAUCACUCUUGCAAUAUCGAAUAUUCUAGGGGCUGAAAAACACCAAACCGUUGAGUUACUUGGGCAAAUACAUUUUUGUUAGAGCCAGCCAUUAGUUUAAGGGAAUGAUGUUUCAAAUCCAUCGGUCAUCAGGAGCACUUUUCCACAUUUUGAACACAAAAAUAAGUAAAAACGAGACAAAUAUAAGAAAAAUUCAAUUAAAAGUUGUUGUUUGUUUAUUUUAGAUAGUAAGACAUUUUAAAUAAUGGCUCAUUUCAUCCACAUUAUCAGUCAACUUCUCAUGGAUAAAAGCAAAAUCCGUUUCAAAGACAUCAAGAAAGUGUUGAAACGCUUGAUCCAAACCCGAGUUUAGCAAAGUCAGCAAGAAUAAUUCAGAUAGAGUUAUAAUAUCUUUAUGACUGAAAAUGUCCUCCCACUCGGUUGUGGUAAAAAUGACCCUUUGCACCAUACCAGUGAGAAUGUAACGGGGAGCUAAGUUAUCCACACGAAAUGUCCAAUUUUUAAGUAGGACUGUUUUAUCUGUGUGUUUCAUCUUACACAAUACCACGUGCAGUAUGUGCUGAUCUUGAUAAAAUAAAUCCAGAGGUUCUCAAUCAACGAAGCGGGUCCAAAAUCCAACGGUUCUCUCAUCUAUCCAACAACUUGAUUAAUUUUCUCUUUAAUUUCUAUCUUGAUUUUUCUAUAGUUCACAGACUAUUUUGUAUCUCAAUCACAAGUCUCUUUAACUUUCCAACCAAGUGGGAAAUUUACAUUUUUACAAGUGCAACUUCAUAGAGUUUACGUUACCAAACGCUUGGCACAGAUGUGCUUUCCAAUCUCUCUCCCUCAGCUCGACUAUUAUCGUUUUUGCCAACAACCCUCAACAACAUGCCCUCCCUUUCCCUACCAAACUUUAAGAUGAUUAGCUACCUUCACAUAACAAACUUAACAAUCUUGUUCGUCUCAGCUUGACGCUUAAAUUUUGUUUCCCACUGUCAAAGGUAUGAGAAUCACUGUUGUUAUGUGUAGAUUAUUGUUUCAAUGUUUGAUAGGGAAAAGAUGUUUAGUCAAAGAUUUUAUGUGUAGCUGUAUCGUUUGUGUGAGAGUGUUGUGACGUAAUUGGGUAGUGGGAAGUGACGCGUUAGUUUUUUGUUGUUGUUAGAGAAGAUAGAUCUCGGUUGUUGUGCUAAGAGAAUUGAUGGCGGAUAUGCCUGUGACUGAGGAUGAGGUGAGGCGAGUCAUCAUCAGGUCUGCUCCCAAGUCUUGUGCCCUCGAUCCUAUCCCCGUCCCACUGCUUGUAGAAUGCCUUGACGUCCUCCUCCCAGCACUCACCUCCAUCAUAAAUUCUUCGAUUCUCUCUGGCAUAUUCCCUCCCAUUUUUAAACGGUCGAUUGUCCUGCCACUCCUAAAGAAACCCUCACUUGAUCCAAACACACUCAAGAAUUACCGCCCCGUCAGCAACCUCUCCUUUCUCUCAAAAAUCAUAGAAAAACUCAUACUCUCUCAGCUCUCUGGCUAUCUUCAUUCUCGCAAUCUCUAUCCUUCCUCUCAGUCCGCCUACCGACUUGGUCAUAGCACAGAAACAGCACUGGUCCGAGUCAUGAGUGACCUCCUGCGCGCGAUGGACGAUGGCAAACUCUCUAUUCUCACUCUGUUAGAUCUCUCUGCUGCAUUUGAUACCAUUGACCACCAGAUUCUUCUUGACCGCCUUCAUCUUUCUUUCGGACUUACUGGCUCAGCUUUAAACUGGUUUCAAUCAUAUCUUUCUGACAGAACUCAAAAAGUCUCUAUUUCCAACCGCUCUUCCAAACCUUCAGCCCUGUCUAUUGGAGUUCCUCAAGGAUCGGUCCUUGGGCCGGUCCUUUUCAUCCUCUACACUAAACCUCUAUCAUCUCUCAUUAGCCACCACUCAGUUUCCAGUCAAUCCUUUGCUGAUGACACUCAAAUCAGUGACUCUUGCUUUCCUGAUCAACUUGAUGCCACAAUCCUUCGCAUACAGGAGUGCGUGGACGAUGUAAAGCGUUGGAUGACUUGCAACAAACUGAAGCUAAAUGAUGAUAAAACGGAAAUCCUUCUCAUCCACUCUCAAAACAAACCUCUCCCUCCAUUCGCUCCUUCUUCUAUAUCUAUUGGCAACUCUGACAUCACACUCUCUCCCUCUGCCAGAAACCUUGGAGUCACGCUUACGGACACCCUCUCCAUGGACAAACAUGUCACGAAUAUAUGCAGAUCAGCAUAUAACGAAAUUAGAAAAAUCAGCACCAUUAGACACCUCCUCUCCUUUGAUGCCACAAAAACUCUCGUCUCUUCACUCAUUCUUUCAAAAUUUGACUACUGUAACAUUCUUCUCUCAGGCAUUCCUCAACACCACAUAGAAAAACUUCAGAAGGCACAGAACUCAGCAUGCAGACUCAUUUUUAAAUUAAAGAAACAUGACCACAUUCAACCACACAUGCGGCAACUCCACUGGCUUCCAAUAUCCUCUCGCAUCAAAUACAAGUCUUCCAAUCUUUGCUUCAACUCGUUCACUGACCCUCACUUUCCUGUCUAUCUCUCUGAACUGUUGCUUCCUUACAUCCCCACAAGACAACUACGUUCUUCCAUUGACAGUAGAACCCUCUCAAUCCCAAGAACUAAAACUAAGACCAUCGGUGAACGCUCCUUCUGCUUCCAUGGGCCCACGUUCUGGAACCAGCUCCCCUUCCAUAUACGUCAUAGUGAAACCUCGUCCAUUUUCAAAAAGUCCCUUAAAACUCAUCUGUUUAGGUCCGCCUAUGACCUGUGAUGCACCCUCCUUGCCCUACCUAAUUUUCUGUUUCGGUUUAAUCCUGAAGUGUCAAAGUGUCCUCUUUUUAUAGCCAUUUUCAUUGUUUCUAUAGAAUAGUAGUUACUAUCCUAGUGUCUCAUUUGUAUUUACUUAGUUUACAUGUUUUAAUAAUUGUAAUAAGAGCUUUAUGAUAAGCGCUAUAUAAAAAUGCAUAAAUAAAUAAAUAAAUAUACUGUAUGAAUUGUUUGGAUUGGUAUAUUGAUUAAUAUUUAGUUGGAAUGAUUUGAUUAUCAAAUUCUGAAAUUAUACAUGAAGUCUUGUUCAUCGUGUAGUGUUAAAUAAACUACUAUCUAGCUACAAACCUGUUAAAGUUGGUUGUAUUAGUAACUGUUGAUAUUAGCUAUAUUGUAUACUAGUAGACACUCAUUGCCAUGAGUGAAUAAUUACAACACAACGGAUUCAACGUCUCCACACCAACCACACCUAAAAAUCCCCCCCCCCUUUGCAAACUUUACGACAUGUCCAGCUACCACAUCAUAACUCCCCGUUAAUAGUUUCUUUUUCCCCGCCACAUCUAAAAAUGUUCCCCCUCUGCAAACUUUACGACACGUUCAGCUACCACAUAAUAACACGCCGUUUGUGUUUUGUCUUUGUCAACCGCCAUCUUUUAUCGUCCCAUCUGGUCAUUCACAAAUAAAAUAUGUUCCCAGUCAACCGUUAUCACUUUACACAGAUACCAUAACAUAACUGGAUUUUUCUCAAAGACAAUUUUUAAUUGUUACCAUGCAGUAUUUUAAUUGUUACCAUGCAGUGUUUUAAUUUUGACCAUGCAGUGGUUUAAUUUGAACAUGCAAGCUUUUAAUCGUUACCAUGCCGUUGUCAACUAAUUUUCUGUCUAACUUACAAACCGCCGGGACUCCUCCUCCUCCUCCUGGGAUACUGACGAAGCUAUGUUUGGUAUCUGCUCAAAACCAACCUACUUUGAUCUGAGCAUUUCUUUCUCCCCCUCUCCUCCGAAAAUUUCCUCUUUGCCUUAACCUUCUUUGAUCUGAUCCUUUACGCCUCCUCCUUGGCUCCAAAGAAACUGAGGUUGGUCUCCUCUUAUUUAAAACCUUCUUUGUUCUAAGCCUUUAUUAUUCAUCGUUCUUCCCUGUCAUAAGAUACUAACGAAGCUGAGUGUAGUCUUCUCUCAACCGCAACCUCUUGUGUUCUAAAUCUUUCUCUUCUUCCCCCUCCUCAAGAAAAGAGCCUUCUCCUCCUACGAAAUAUUUUUAUCAUUUUUUGCAAUUUUAUUUUUAUUUUACGAUGCUGUUGUUAUUUUUUACCUGUGGUUGAUUCUUGGUAGUUGUGCUUUGUGAGUUGUCAGUUGUGAUUUGUGAUGUUUGGGUUUUGGAAAUUGCUUCGUGAGUUUUUAGCUGUGAGUUGUAAGUAAGAAGUUGUGCGUUUUGGGAUUGCUUCGUAAGUUGUAAGAUGUGAAUUGUGCUGUGUACAUUUUGAGGUGUGAGCUGUGUGUAGACUCUGAGUGGUGUUAGUUUAAUUAAGUGUCAAGAUGGGAAAUCCAAACUUGAUAGGUGCAAUAAGUGUGUAGAUCACAUGGGAUAAAUAUCCUGGGCAUGACAUGAAUGAAAGGAAUAGUGAAAUGUCUAGUCAUGUAACUGGUUCAUAAACUUGGAAUACAAGUGGUUUGGUAGUCGCUCAUCUCGUAAAAUGGGAGUUAUGUGUUUGAGGACACGAGGAUAGUUGCGUUGGAAAAGUUUAGUUACAAUAGUUGAUAUGAAAUUUGGUUCUUUGGGCCGAUGAACAGUUAAAAACAGUAUGGUUAAGAGGUGUUGUGAAACCUGUGUAACCCAUAUUAAUUUUGAGUGAUGUGGGACAUAUUAAUAAUGUUGGAAUGUGGACUUGCAUGGGGUAGCUUGAAAGAUGUUGAAAGAGUUGAGAUGAUCAGAAAAAAGAUGGAGGUAGGAAGAGUCGUUAGAUGACACGGAGAAAAAAAUGAAAGUGGCCAGAGAAGUCAAAACACUAAUGGGUUGUUAUGCUAUGGUAGCUGUCAAUGUCGUAAAGUUUAAAUGGAAGCCCUUUUUUUAGCUUGUGAUGGGGAAAAAGAAACUAGUAACGGGGUGUUAUGCUGUGAUAGCUGGACGUUAGACAGAAAUCUAGUUGAGUUCUGUAUGGAAAGAUAUUGAGAGAGAGAGAGAGAGAGAGCGGCCAGAUGAAAUUAAAUUUUGGCGUGGUAAAGAUUAAAAUUUUACUUUCAGAAAAAAAAAGCCUUUGACUAAAUUCAGAUGUCCCAACGGUUGGUAAGUUAGACAAAAAGUUAUUUGAUAAUGGCAUGAUAAUGAUUAAAACACUGCUUGGUAACAAUUAAAACACUGAAUGGUAACAAUUAAAACAAUGCAUGUUAACAAUCAAAACAAUUUUUAGAACAACUCAUUAGAUAAAAUUACGUAAUUUAAACCCUUCAUUAGAAAAUACACAAUUUUUACCAUCAUACUUUGAGAACCACUCACAAUAAAUGAUAUAAUUUAAAUCAUUGUCCAAUAAUACCAACACGAUCAAAUUACACAAUGAAAAUACUCAUAAAAAUGUUUAAAAAAUGACAACCAGUCAAUAGAAAAAUUGAGAACCACUCAAUUGAAAAUUGAGAACCACUCAAAAUAAAAUAAUAUAAAUAAAUACCUUCGUAAAAAACACGUUAAAAAUCUGUACAAUGUUGUCUUUGAUGAUGUAUUUAAUUUAAAUAUGCAUGCACAACUAUUCAUAUUUAACAAAUUAAUCAAAAGGAUUACUAAUAAUAUAGUUGUCUUACAACGAAAAUCAAAUAGAGGUAACUUUUAUAACAAAACAUUAAUAAUAAUUUAUCGAGUUAUAGUGCCUUGACGGAGGACCUCCUCCAACCUCCUCCAAAUUGUGCCCUGAUUUGAACAUUAUCUACUACUUAUAUAUAUAUAUUAUAUUUGAAUCUUUAGGUUUAAAGAUUAAUACAAUUUUAACAUAAUUUUUAUGUUGCAUUUAAAUUUGGAAAAAAAGAUAUAUUGAACAGGCUACAUUUAAUAAUUUGAGGAUCACAUAUAAGGUUAUAUAAAAUUAAAAAAAAGCGUAGCGUCUUAUUACCCGACAGCCAACAUUUAAGCUUAAAGAGUAUGAUUAUUUUUUUUCAGAUUAUGUAAUAUUUAGACAUAAACAUAUAGUUUCAAAAUCUAAAUAUGUUUCCAGAAUUUCAUUGUAAUCAUUAGUAUAGCAACCAACUUUUAAAAUUAAUUAUCAAUAUUAAAUUCAUUGUUAGUCAAUUAACAAUACAUUGUUAAAUGUAUUUAAAUAAUUAGCAAAGCAACUAUAUAAUUAAUAAUAUUUUAAAAUUUUCACACAAAAUAUAUUUUUCUAUUUAAUGAUUUUGAAAGAUCCUUUUGUUGUAUUGUUUUUGGAUUUAAAAAGUAAAUUAAAUUACCCUUUUAAAAUUAAAUAAUGAUGAAAUUAUUACACAUCAAUAGAAGCUAUUUUUUCGUGUUCUAUUUGAAUCAUUUGUCAUUUAGCAAUUUUAGUGUAUAAAUUCAUUUCAAACAAGAAGUUCAGUGAUUGGAUUGGAGUUACAGCUGCUUUGUUUAUGGUACACAAAAGGUUUAUCACACAUUUUGUUACUAAUGUCUUAUUUAAGUAUAAGUAUAAAACACAAUAAAUGAACAUACAAUAAGUGAAAUAAUAUGAAUGCGACACUCAAACCAGGGUUAAAUACAAUUAAUGCCUUUUAAUAUGUUAAUAAUAAAUUUAAAAAUUCAAAGAAACAUAACUAAGGCUAUCGACUUACAUUAUAAUGAAUUCUUGUACCGGUGCAAUGUUGUAAAAAUACAAAUGUUGUUAAAAGAAACAGUUAUGUAAAGGAAUCUACACACACAAAGUAAGCAAAGUUCGUGUUUCUUUGGAAAACAAACACACGCUCGAUAUAUUUUGUGAUAAAAAUGAUAGAACCCACAAAAUAGCUCGCCUAUUCUUUUUAUUUUCCGUUUUACUGAUAUUUCUAGAAAAACUUUACACAAGGGUUUCCUUUCCAGAUUUCUCCAGAACAAUCUACAUCAUUCUAAAGAAACAUAUUAUUUAUUGUAUUUAGUGGUGAACAAGGUUAAGAGAGACUAUUUUUAGCUAGCAGCGGCCCAAAUGGCUUUCGAGCUUAAGGCUGGCUAGAGUUCAUAGCCUGCGCAAAUAUGACAUUGACAUAUCGUCUAUAUAAAAACUUAAUGUUUGAUCAUUUCUUUUUUUUUAAAAAUAUUUUUAAAGUGUGGCAAAUUUCUACACAUUAAGGACACACGAAUUUUCAUAACUUCAGCUUUUUUAAGGCAUAAAAUAUAUGGUUGACUAUUGAUUCAAAAUGAAGAUUUUGUUUGUCAUGUUACAUUAUUAUUAAUUUAGGCGCUAGGUUUUUUUUAUGUCUCUAUUUGUUUAAUAACUUGAUUUUUCUUUAUGAGAUCUGCAUUUGAAUGAUUUCACAUUUUGAAUUGAUAACGAAUCUUUUUGUUUUUUAAGACAUUCAACUGAAGAGUAUUUAAUUUUUUUUUUAAAUUAAAUUUUUUGAGAAAUAAUAUCCGAGGGUGGGGGAGGGUAAUGAAAAUGUGACAGAGAAUAAUUUGGUGAGAUUAAAUAGGGAGGAGGGAAGGAAAAAUGGGAAAGUAAGUCAUGACGUGGAGCAGCGGAGCUAGGCUCAAGCUAGAAAUAGAGAUAUGACGUUGAUACCAUGUGGUGACAAUGUGACAUAUGUCAGGAUUAGUUGGUUUUCCAAAUUCACCCGACCGGAUGUGUUUGUGCUAACCACGAAAGCAUAUAUUGAAAAGUUCGUCGUGCCCUUUUGGUCACUUCUAAUAAAGUUUGGUCCUUUCUCCUUAGCGUACGAGAUCUUUCAGCGGGUGACAACAAUUGUGGAGAAAAUAUUACGACCAGUGCACAAGAAACAUACGAGUAUCUGAAAAAUGCACUUAUGGAAGCGUAUGCGUGGUGUCUGGUCGACAAUAUAUCAAAUGUUGCAAAGGCUGAGUCCACAUGACUUGGUCUCACAGUGAGAGGGGGAGAAUCGAUGUGACUGCACACAUAUUUUUAUCAAGUCUUCAAAAAAGAAUGGCGGGGAAGAGAAAUGUUCCGUGUUUCAGUGUCCGCGAGAAGUAUAGUAUAAUUUUUUUUUCUGAUGGGAGUUAAAUUUCUUUGAGAACUAAGAGGCAGGAUGAUCAACACAGUGGUCAUCUUCUUUAAAGGAAAACUUCACCAUUUCAACGUCACUGGAAUCUACAGCUGAUUUCAACUGUUCGUUAAUGUCUGGUGCAAUGAGUCUUGCACUUAGCCUGCGUGUUCAUUUCGAAAUUCUUUUAUGAGUCAUGAAAAACCUCUCUGAAAUUUGUAUGGACUUCGGGAGAGAAAAAGCCCUUGAACUUUGAACAUUUAUUUUCAGCAGUUGUAUGACGAAACGUACAAGCGGAUACUUUGUGUGGGAUACUAGAAUAUGUGGUCUUCUCAGUUUUCUUAUUGAGUUUCUAACACUCGUUUCUAGUAUGUCCUUUUUUACAUGUGACACCUGUGUCUUUUGUACCUAUUUAUUUUGUACCAGGCUUGCAUGAAUUCUGUUGACGUUUACUAUAAGUCGAUGCUGUUGUUUUAGUGUGCUGGUUUUUUUUUUUUUUUGGUGUCAAAUUGAUUCCUUGGAGUUGAUGUGUGAUGGUGCAAUCAUCAGCUAACACUGCUGCCGUAUGUGUGUCACUGUUCAACACGGUCUGCAAUGUGUAUUUGCACGUCUGUACGAACACAAUUCUUGAACACCUUCAUCAUAAUGAAGUUCUUGAAAUUGUUGAUGUCUGUGUUCUUUGCCGGCAGCCACGUGUCCAGGAGUCGUCCUUUUCCUGGAUGAGUUCUACAUGAGUCUGGUCAUUACAUUUCUACAGCUCCCUAAAAUUUUUAUGGUUUGCUUCAAAAACACAUUCAUAAGCCUUAAGUAUUAAGGAUUUUACAGGGUUAUAGUUCCCGCGCUGUUCCGCAUUCAAGGACACACAAACUUCGGCUGCGCUUUCCACAUAGGACUAGUUGCAGUAAAAAGGACCACAUAUUUUCCGGAAUGUUAAUAGUUUUGGCAGUUUUUUCAAACUGUGCAAUAUAUUGGUCAACCUAAUUUUCUGCAAAUUUUGGUAAUACCUUUGCAAAUUUAAUUGCAUCAGAAACCUGACUAAUAGAACCAAGAGGCUUUUUUUUAACUGCCCCCAAAAUGGCCGUUAUUUCCAUUUCUUUUAAUUUUAUUUAUAACUUUUUCUGCUCUUCUAGUUUCAUUAUUUAAGCUUUCGUUCUUUAUCUCUCUGAGCACGUAGUUCCAUUUGUUUAAGCUCUUGUUCAUUUUCAAGCGCCAGCUGUUUGAGCUUCAAUUUGAGCUCCAUACUAUAAUCAUACGGUUGUGUGAUUGAGGCCAGUUUGUCCUACUAUAACACAUCUUUAUCCACCAAGAGGACGAUGAUCAUAUCUCAUAUAGUCUUUUUUAAUGUUGAAUAAACUCUUCUUAUCCAUAAAUCUUUAGCAAAAUACAUUUUGAAACAGGCAAAAUAUAACACUAAAUUUUAUAUAAAAAAAGAAAGCUAAGUAAACACAAUUUUUAAAAUUGAAUUUAAAGAAAAAUUGUAAUUUACUCUGUUAUUUAUUCUUAAAAUGGUAUCGUGCACUAAAUUUAGUCUGAGUAUAUUAUAGUAAACACUGGGUCAAAAUAAAUAAAAAAAAACACUGAAUUUAUUAUUGUUGUGAUAAGAAAAUUUAUGGAUUCAAAUAUCCAAGUGUGAUCCCAGACUUUGUUAUUGUGGAGAUUUGUAAGAUAUAAAAAAACGGAUUCAGGUAAAUCCCAGGAAAAGCCAACAAUUUGUUAAAUUGGGGACUUGUAAGAAAUAAAAAAAAAAUGUGAUUAUAGUACUCACGGACGAGCAGACCAAUGUGUUACGCAUUUCCUUAUAUUUUCGGAAAUUAAUCACUUUUUUAAAUUUAUGGCAGUUCCAACGGUGCCUAACAAAGGACGAUACCAUUAAGAAAUACAAUAGCAAAAUACCACAACCAAAACAGUUAAAAUCACAAUUAAUAAGAUUUAUUUUAGUAUUAAUACAAUUACAAAAUAAAAAUAAAAUUACAAAUCAUCAACUUACAGAGUAUGGUAGAUCUUGUACCGGUAAACAGUUAGUUCAAUGUGCAAAUUAAUAAUGACAAAUAAACACAUAUUAGUACACACAUAAUAAUACACUUGUCUCGUGAAUUAAAAAAAAUAUCUAUCUUAAUCCAUGUGAAUCCCUGAAUCCCCUUAUUUAUAUAUUGGGUCUACUGACGCAUUCAGAAACGCCUUCCAUGUUUACUUUUCUAGUUCAAUCACGAAUAUGCCACAAAAUACAACGAGAAACAGAUUAAUUAUUUUUAGUUGGUAUCGAUAGUAAAUACGGCAAGAUGAAAGGGAAACAGGCCAAGCCCAAAACCAACGUAGUCUACUUUUGGUCAAACAAAGUUAACGGCACGGGGAAAGUGUAACGUAACACGACCUACAUAACAAUAGGAUAUAGGGUGGGAUGAUGAGUAAAGUAGAUCGCUGUGGCUGUCAGUAGGCUUAAGGAAGGCAGAGUAUGUGUAAUCUGUCCUUGUGAAGGGUGACUGUUAUUUACAAAAACAUGACUGAUGAUCUAUUAAAUUUUACUCCCUUAGAGAGUAACGACCUUUCGUCAUCAGGGAGUUUAAAGUUCAGUGGGGGUGAAGCAAACAACUAAGUUGUUACCAUUUACAGUUUGAUGAGGUGUUGAGCUGUUUGUGGCUUAAGAUUUUGUCUUCUUCCUUUUGUUGGUAGAGAGGAAUCGGUACAGUUCCCGAUUAAGUUGGUGGAUAAUCGUUCUAAUUAGUUCAAAAGAUAAAUACUAUUAGAGGUAUUAGAGAGAAUGCGAUCAACAAGUUGGUAGAUGAUUGUACUGUGGUCCGCAAUGAGACGCUAUUGUUUGUGUGUAAGAAUACCCAUACGUUGAAAGACUAUCUCUUUCUGAAAAUAUUGAAUUCUGGCCAUGACGUCAGAGUAGAGUGAGCCGGUCACCGGGUUGAAAUUAGUAAACCUUGGAGAAUAAUGCUGACUUGUAUGAAAGUAUGAAGAAAAUUAAGAUGUACAUUGCAUCUGGAUUUCUUAAAGAGAGUGAAUGCAUGUUCCUUACAGUCGGUAGUUAUGUUUGGUGGUAUUAAACUAAAGACAGUAAAGAUAAAGGAGCAAAGUUGGUAAUUAGUUGGCAUAGUGGAACAGUGUUGGGCAAGAGUAAGGGGAUGUCAGUAAGAGGAAAAAAGUCUGCCAAUAGAGAUAAAAGGAAAGUCGAUUUGAGACCGAGGAUAUGUAGCAAAAGUAUUAAGUGCGUAGAAGAGAAAAAGUAAGAAAAAAUAUGAUACUUUAUCGACAUAGAGAAAUAAUAAAAGGGGGUAAUGAGACGGAAACAAACGCCUCUUAGCAGUUAAGUAGCAAAUGUAAAGAUGUAAUAAGGGAAGACGCAGUCAACAACCGCUGGUAAAUAAAAUAAUUUUAAAAAGCAAUUAGGUUUGAACGGCAGGAAGUAGUCAGAGAGGCAAUGCCCAAAAUUGGCUGUAGCGCCACAGGAAUUGAUGGAUAUCAUGCAUAAUUUAUGUGUUCUGCAGAUUUAAGAAGGAUUUUUUUUUCUUGGCUUAAUGUUUGAAAACAAUUGUCAUUACAUUUUCAAUCGCUUUCAUUUAAACAAGCUAAAAACUCAAAUCUAUAGAUUUUAUUAUAUCAAUAAAAAAUAGAUUUGUAAAUUUUCCGCUUAAAAAAUAUUAAAUACAGUUUAAAUAAUGUUUUGUUAAUUAAUAAUAGUAAAAGGGUGUUUAAAAUCUUCAAUGAACUUAAAAGUAAAAUUGUAUUUUCAGUUUGUACUUUGAUGUUCAGAAAGUCAUGCAGUACAGGUUUUUGCAUAUCUAACAAACAUUGUUUGCGUACUUUGUCAUUGAAGAUGCUAUGCCUUUAUACUUUUAAGAACAAUGCCAAUCGCUAUUAAACAUUUAUGAAUUCAACUGAAUUUUUAAACUGCAAGGGUUUCUCUAAUUGUAUUUUUAAUUGCCUUUACAUGUUCUUUAUUUCAAUUCAGUACUUAAACGAUGCAUGACUUUAUCUGAUGUUGAAGAACAGAAAAUACUUUUAAAAAUUGUAUUGGACAUGAAAAAAAAGCCCCAUAAAGUAAUUGCCAAAGUAAGUUAAUGAAAUUUUGUUUUCUAUAUUAUUUCGAGAUUUAUAUCUCCUCAAAUAAGAGAUUUUAUAUAAAACCAAUAUUUAUAUUUAAAGGAAUAUCAGAUGCAAUAGGGUGUAACGUUUCUUAUACCACAUUUUUGUUUAAUUAUGAAUUUCCUAUUAUAUUUUAAAAAACAAAAACAAUCUGUUUUAGGGACAUGACUUGAGUGAUGAAGGCAUCUCUAUAAUAAUAGAGAAAAUGUGGGUAGAAAACACUAUAGAUGUUUUAUACAAGAUAAUAAAAGGAGGCGUCAAAUUGGAAAAGAUACUUCAAGUUAUAGAGGACAGUGUAAGUAUACUAAACAUACUUUUUAAUAUAAAGAAUUUUGAUUUUUUUAAAAAAAAAAACAAAAAAAACCCCCCAACCCCCCCCCCCCCCGAAAAAAAAAACGACAACCAAAAAUAAAAAUCACAAACGAUAUUAUUAUUACGUUAAAAAUAUUGCAUCCCAGUCUUUAAAAACUUGCCUUAACAAAUAAUUUACUAAAUUUUAAUAAAGUGUCAAAUAAGUCUAUUAAAUGGUUUAUGGAAUCUGUUAAGCCAUUUUUUAAAUGUUGUGUUAUGCAUCACUUUGACAUGGUCCUUUUAAAAAAAAACAAACUGUUUCUACAAUUGCUAUACAUGGUAUUAGACUUUUAUACAUUUUAUUUUAAUUUUGAUUUAACAUGAUUUACAUAAUAACAUGAAUGAAAAUGAAAACAAAAUAUACGUAGAUAUAAAAGAUAAUAAUUAAGUUUCGUAAAAAAAAAACUAUUAAUCUAUGUAACUUUGAAUUUUCAGGGUGAAAAUAUAGCUGCUAACCCAUCAUUAUACACACGUAAGACCUCUUAUAAAAUUGCCAAAUUUACAUAAAUAUUGAUACGUUACAUAAGAAAAAUAUUUUUCAUUUUGAUGUUUAAGAAAUGUAUGCAUAAAAACAAAUUAAUAUAACUCUUAAUGUUUGAAAACAAUUUUAAUUUCAUAAACAUUGGCUUUAUGCAUGCUAAAAACUAUAAUUUACUAAUAGUAUAUUACCAAUAUUUCAUAUUUUUUAAUUUUCAUUUCUUAAUUUAAAUUUUAAAUUUCCGAUACAGGUUAAAUAAUAGUACAUUUAAUGAUAAUUAUAUAAUGUUUUAAAUCUUUAAUAAACCCGAUAGCAAAAAUGGAUUUCUGAAACGAUUUUCAGUAUUUACAGGUAUCUAUAAAAGUCCUGCAUUAUAAGUUUUUUGCACAUUGAACAAAAAUUUUGUGUGUAGUUUAUAAAUACAGAUAAUAUCCUUUUAUUAUUUUAAGAACCACGACACAUGCUAUUGAAACUCUUAGCCCAUAAACUUAAUUAUAAACUUCAAGUUUCUCUCUAAAUUUAAAAAAAAAUCAACUUUACCUGUUCUUUAUUCUAAUUCAGUACUUAAACGAUGCAUGACUUUAGCUGAUGUCGAUGAACAGAAAAUACUGUUAAAAAUUGUAUUUAAAAUUAAAGAGCCCCAUGAAGUAAUUUCAAAAGUAAGUUAAUUCAAUCUUGUUUUGUGUAUUUUUGGAAAUGUAUAUGUACUAAAAAGGUUUGAUUCUUAAAACAAAAUUAAUAUUCUUUUUAGGUACAACAUAUGCAAAAGAGCGUAACAUUUACAUAUAUUAUUCACGAGCAUAUUUUCAUAUUUAACUUUCCUUUUCAGUUAAUUUAUAAAUUUAUAGUUAGUAUAUCAAUUUCAUAUAUGUCAUUUUAUUUUUUAUUUUAGCGACAUGACUUGAGUGAUGAUGGCCUCUCUAUAAUAAUAGAGAAAAUUUUGGGAGAAAACGAUAUAGAUGUUUUAUUGAAGAUCAUGGAAAGAGGCGUCAAAUUGGAAAAGAUACAUGAAGUUAUAAAGAAUAGUG
This is a messenger RNA of Lymnaea stagnalis (great pond snail), 28598 nucleotides long. The record is from the annotation of a GenBank genome assembly. NCBI's taxonomy places the organism in Eukaryota, Metazoa, Mollusca, Gastropoda, Lymnaeidae.